Molecule: messenger RNA, 858 nt
Organism: Trichophyton benhamiae CBS 112371
Lineage: Eukaryota; Fungi; Ascomycota; Eurotiomycetes; Onygenales; Arthrodermataceae
Exons: 3
Coding region: 1-858 (285 amino acids)
Biological process (GO): zinc ion transmembrane transport
Cellular component (GO): plasma membrane
Molecular function (GO): zinc ion transmembrane transporter activity
Source: RefSeq, a predicted model, not a curated record
AUGCAGCGAUUCUUCGCAUCGACUAUGAAUAUCUUUGUGUUCACAAUAAUCAAGCAGCUUGGCACAGGUAUCAUGAUUGCAACUGCUUUCAUCCAUCUCCUAACACACGCGGAACUCAUGUUUGGCAACCAAUGCCUUGGCACUCUUCAAUAUGAAGCCACCGCGACAUCCAUCUUCAUGGCCGGCCUAUUCAUAACCUUCUUGAUCGAAUAUUUCGGAAAUAGGAUAGCCUUGUCACGCGGUAAGAAGCAUCCUCAGGGAGACGAUAUGGAACCUUCCGCGACUUCUAGCCACACCGGCCCAGUAUCAGGAACAAAAACUGGGUUAGAUUCAGCAAUUGCAAACCUGGGUCACAGUCAUGGCCAUCAAGGUUUCCCGGACGAUAAGAUUAGCGUUUUUCUCAUGGAAGCGGGCAUCGUUUUCCACUCAGUCAUCCUCGGUGUCACACUGGUAGUCUCAGGUGAUUCAGGAUACACUGCUCUAUUCAUUGUGAUAAUCUUUCAUCAGAUGUUUGAGGGCCUGGCUCUGGGCUCCCGAAUCGCUGAUCUAGCCAACACGAACAUAUCUACCAAACUUGUCAUGUCCUCUAUAUUUGCCCUCAUCACACCUCUGGGUAUGGCCAUUGGUCUAGGCGUCCUUCACUCAUUCAAUGGCAAUGAUAAAAGCACUAUCGUUGCCAUAGGUACCCUCGACGCAUUCUCUGCUGGUAUACUUGCGUGGGCUGCCAUCGUUGAUAUGUGGACUCACGACUGGCUUCAUGGAGAUCUCAAAGAUGCUAGUAUUGGCCGAAUGAUGACCGGUCUACUGGCUCUCAUCAGUGGUAUGGUUUUGAUGGGAGUCUUGGGUAAAUGGGCAUGA